AGGUCCCUUCCGACUCUAUUAUUCUGUUAUCCGAUCACUUCCUCCCUUUCUCAGCCAAACCGUUUUCUCCGAAAAUAUGGCAGAGAGAGAUAGCUUCAAACGCUGCUAUUGAGCAUGCGCGGCUAAAUGGAGCAUGCUCACUUUCUCCCAGGAACGGGGGGUCGAACAAGGAACGUCGAUGGUCGGCGGAAAAGAGACAUGGAAGGUAGCAAAAGUCGCUGCAACUGGAGGGGGCUUCGCUUUACCUUUAUUCUGGGCUUCGUCCUUGCGUUAGCCCCGCCGAUCUCCCAGAGCCGGACUCUCCGCUUCGUGACUUUGUUGUAUCGGCAUGGAGAUCGCUCUCCGGUGAAGACAUAUCCUCGUGAUCCCUACCAGGAAAGUGCCUGGCCCCAAGGAUUUGGACAACUGUCUCAGGAAGGGAUGCAACAACAUUGGGACCUGGGCCAAGCUCUUCGUAGGCGUUACGAUGGAUUCCUGAGUACAUCAUACAAAAGGCAAGAGAUCUUUGUUCGCAGUACAGAUUUUGAUCGAACCUUGAUGAGUGCCGAGGCAAAUCUAGCAGGCCUGUAUCCUCCAGAAGGGAAGCAAGUGUUUAAUCCCAAUAUUACUUGGCAGCCUAUUCCUGUACACACUGUACCUGACUACAUGGAGAAGCUCUUGCGGUUUCCACUACCUUCCUGUCCCCGUUACGAACAGUUGCUAAAUGAGACCAGGCAGUCGCCAGAGUAUGUAAAUAUGACCAUCCAGAAUAUGGAAUUCUUGAAAAUGGUGGCAAACAUCACAGGAAUUCAGGAUGUUUCCAUUGAAUCUGUCUGGAGUGUGUAUGAUGCACUCUUCUGUGAGACAAUGCACAAAAUGAAUCUUCCAGCAUGGGUAACUCCUGUGGUGAUGGCCAAACUGAAGGAGUUAAAAGAUUUCAGUUUUAAUGUCCUUUUUGGCAUCCAUAGACAAGUGGAGAAAGCUCGUCUGCAGGGCGGAGUUCUUUUGUCUCAAAUAAGGAAGAAUCUUACCUUAGCUACAAAAGACUCAGCACCUCACCAUCUCAAAAUGCUUGUGUACUCAGCUCAUGACACCACGCUUGUGGCACUGCAGACAGCUCUGAAUGUUUACAAUGGGAAGCAACCACCCUAUGCUUCAUGUCAUAUAUUUGAACUGUAUGAAGAAGAUGACGGUAACUUUACAGUGGAGAUGUUCUUUCGGAAUGAAAGUCAGAAGGAGCCUUAUAUAUUGCAGCUUCCCGACUGUAAACAGCUCUGUCCCCUUCCGCAAUUCCUGCAACUUACAGAGCCAGUUAUUUCAAAGGACUGGAAACAGGAAUGUAAGAUAAUAAGCACAUUGAACGACACAGAACUGAUUGUGACUUUGGCUGUCUGUGGAUCUCUCCUGUUCUUACUUACUGUUCUGCUCCUGACAGUACUCUUCCGUGUGAAGUCCCAGCCACUUGGCUACAGCCAUCUUUCCAAUGAAGGAGAACAGCCUUGACAAUUGCUUCAGCCCCUCCUGAGGCAGCAAGAGGAAACAGAGCUGAUCUCAGGGACAAAUGGGGCCUCAUUCAAUGACUAAACAUCUUACUGAUUUUGAUUUUUGAAGCAGAAGAGUUUGACAGUGGAGCUGUUGCAACUAGCAGGUGCAUUCUAUCUAACACAGCACAAUGCAGUUAGUUGCUGGGAGUAAAAUGCCAACAUGGCUUUAGAUUGCUAUUUCUCAGUGCGUGACUAGUUCAACAAGGUUAUGCUUUUCUCUUUCUCUCUCUUUGUUUAAAAAUGGCACAGAAAAGUGGCCCGCUGCUCCUUAAAAAGACUUCAGUCUAGUAGCUGCCACUUGUACCUGUCUUCUACACUGUGACAGCAGCAUGAUUCUAAACCAGCAAUAACCGAUUGCUUCCACUGAGUUAAUAAUUCAGAACAAAAUGAUGGUUCUGUUGUAGAAAAUAGCCAGAGGACGAAAUCUUAAAUUCACUCAACAGAAAUGGCCAUAAUGGGAUUCACUUCCAAGUCAACAUAGAAUUGUGCUAUAGGUACUUUACUCAAAAAUAGGACAAGUGACAUUAGAUUCUUCCCUGCCCUCUAACAGGAAAGGGGUUGAUCAAAUUUAUGCAUUCAACAAGAUACGUGUGCUUUAAGACACAUGCUUAAUCAUUCAAAGGUCUUAAUUCAAAUAUCUGUAGUAGAAAUAUUUCUUUGCUUUUACAUUCCUAAACUUCAUUUUGAAACAUGCUGCUGAAGUUAAAGACUAGAUAGCUUUUAAUUUAGCAGGUUCUGUUGUUAUGUAAUAUACAGGGUCCUAUAUAUUUGGGAGAUCAACAGCUCCCAAACCUUCCCUAGUGCCCAUUCCAUUCUAAUGAUGCUGGUGCCACACAUUUUUUCUUCACUCUUGCUCCCUUUAACUUUUGGCCCAGUUUUUUUCCCACCUUAGGCCUUCACUGAUUGCGCUUCACUUCAAAUUGUAUAUUUCUACUUUAUACCAUGCAAUGCAGCAUAGAUGUCUGUCUUAUUCCUCUUCACGAAGAGAAAAAUAUUACACGUACUACCUCAUCAAAAAUAUAUGGCAUAUAAAAAUCACAAGGCUCUAAUUUCAAAUAUUCACAUACAAGACAUAGCCAAUUUCUUAACUUCAAUCAAAAUAUUAGUUCACAUUUUACAGAAAACAGCACUUUCUUUAGAUAUGAAUUCUAUAGGAUCUGAAGUGCUCCUGAAGAUGUGCAAGGUAUUUCCUUCAUCCCUGAACAGUGGAAUCUGAAGAUAAGAAUCCAUAGAAUAAUUGUCAUAGUCUAGAAAACCAGCAUUUUUUUAAGUACCCCAUCUCAAAAAAAACCCUGCACCCCCUAAUUUACUGCUCAAAGCUUUCUAACAAGUCCCAUAAAAAUCAUCUUUUAUAUUUCUCCACAGGACAAUUUUCUACCAUAUGAAUACUCUUUUUUUAUUUUCAACUGGAGCACAGCCCAUCAAUUAGUUUGCAAUAUCAGGAUUAAAUGCUAGGAACAGUUCCCCCCCACACACACAGCCUUAAAAAAUCGAUUUUCUCUUUCCUUAAAACAGACUUCUUAAAAAGAGCAAUACUGGUUACUUACCGUAAUCAAAUACAUCUAAGUAUACAAAAAUGCUAGGAGAUAUGAAGUAAAAAAAUUGUGUGUUUUGCUUUUUCUGAGCUGAAAUCCUACUCCAAGGAGAUACUGAA
Molecule: messenger RNA, 3177 nt
Organism: Pseudonaja textilis
Lineage: Eukaryota; Metazoa; Chordata; Lepidosauria; Squamata; Elapidae
Gene: ACP2
Product: acid phosphatase 2, lysosomal
Biological process (GO): dephosphorylation; lysosome organization
Cellular component (GO): lysosome
Molecular function (GO): acid phosphatase activity
Source: RefSeq, a predicted model, not a curated record